This is a messenger RNA of Olea europaea var. sylvestris, 933 nucleotides long. RefSeq names its product adenylylsulfatase HINT3. The transcript is spliced from 7 exons. The record is from RefSeq and is a predicted model, not a curated record. Lineage: Eukaryota; Viridiplantae; Streptophyta; Magnoliopsida; Lamiales; Oleaceae. Gene Ontology annotation, biological process: sulfur compound metabolic process; purine ribonucleotide metabolic process. Gene Ontology annotation, molecular function: adenylylsulfatase activity. The coding region runs from base 128 to 760 and encodes 210 amino acids.
UUAGCGAGCAACCAAAUCACAAUUCCCAGUCCAUUCAUUCUUUCUCGCCCUUCUGUGUACAGAAAGCAGUAAAUCCAUGGGGAAGAUCCAUUCAAUUUCUCCUUUUCCAGUUGAAUAAUUAAACUGUAUGAUAAAAAUGGAGUCACUAGCGCGACGUCGUCUUCUUAUCCUUUCUUCGCAUAUUAACCCUCCUGCGGAAAUUUUGCGGCCAGUUUCUCCUCUUUUAGCUUCAACUUCUGCUUCAGAAAAAGGCGAGAAGGAUAAUUACAGCAGAAGUGAUUGUGUUUUUUGUAAUAUUAUUCGAGGAGAGGCGCCUGCUUUAAAGGUAUAUGAAGAUGAUGAAUGCCUAUGUAUUUUGGAUACUAAUCCAUUGUGUCAUGGGCACUCACUAAUUAUCCCAAAGCGUCAUUUUUCUUCAUUGGAUGCUACUCCUCCAGCGAUUAUAGGGGCCAUGUGUUCAAAAGUACCUUUGAUUAGCAGUGCAGUUAUGAAAGCUACUGGCUGUGAUGCUUUCAACUUGCUAGUUAACAAUGGUGCUUCUGCAGGCCAAGUUGUAUUUCAUACUCACAUUCAUAUAAUUCCUCGUAAAGCACAUGAUUGUUUGUGGGCUUCUGAGAGUCUGAGACGGCGCCCACUAACGUUAGACAAAGAAGCUGCACAUCUUGCAAAGUGCAUUCGUGAAAAUUUUACUUCUUCGAACAACCUUGAAGCUAUCAAGGGUCAAGCGUCUAGUCUCAUGGGGAGCUACAGAGAGAGAUGAUAUUUGUCCCGUCUGUGUUUUUUGUGUAUUGUAUGAGAUAAUUUACAGGAGCCAAUUUUUCCAGCUACUUCAUUGAAACUGUAGAAGUGAAUAUGAUAAUUUCAAGAAUAUGAUAUAUGUACUCGCUUAUGAUUUCACUGUGAACCAAUAGAAGAAUGUUACGUGUUUGGCUU